UAUUGACUAUUUUUGGGUUAACUCCCAACUCUCUUAAGCAAUGAAAAAGUACUAAAUAACCCCUUCCCCACGCACUUCACCAACCACAUAUAUAAAUCAAUUAAGGCCCGUAAAUUAAACCAAGCAGAACAAACUGUAUUCGUACCUGUAACCGCUAUGAACGACGAUCAAGUCCCAUCGUUAGACAUAAACAAGUUAAAGGUUUUAACGCCGUUAGGGCGAGGUGCUAAAGGAGUAGUAUUCUUGGUGCAAAACGACGGAGAAUUGCUCGCGUUGAAGGUCAUUUCCAGGGCUUCUAUUAAGAAAAAAGCCAAGAACAAUGACAGCGACGGUAGUGAGUACAAGCGAAUCAUGUUCGAGCAGGAGGUUUUGCGACGGUUUCAACACCCGUUGCUACCGAAACUUCGCGGCCUGUUAUCAACGGAGCAUGUUGUUGGAUACGCCAUUGAUUAUUGUCCAGGACGUGAUCUCAAUUUUCUACGUAAGAAACAGACCGAGAAAAUGUUCUCCAAUGACUUCAUCAGGUUUUACGCGGCGGAAUUGGUGCUUGCGCUAGAAUAUCUUCACGGAUUAGGUAUUGUUUACCGAGAUUUAAAGCCGGAAAACGUUAUGAUUCAAGAAAACGGACACCUAAUGCUUGUUGAUUUCGAUCUCUCAACAAAACUAUCACCAAAGGUUGAGUCCAUAUCACCAUCAGCGAAAACGACACCGUAUCCGUUACCAAAGAAGAAUAAGCGAGUUUCAAAGUUGUACAACUGUUGCUACUCUCCUAUCUCGGCGGAUGACUCGGUACAUCCCGCCGAGUCUGUCAACUCAGAACCGAGUUGCGAGACUCGGUCACUAACAAAAUCAAACUCGUUUGUUGGAACAGAGGAGUACGUGGCACCUGAGAUGAUACAAGGCAACGGUCACGAUUUCGCGGUGGACUGGUGGUGUUUGGGUGUCGUUUUGCAUGAAAUGCUUUACGGUACGACGCCGUUUCGUGGAUUGGAUAGGAAGGAGACGUUUUACCGGAUUUUAUCAAAACCGGCGGAUCUCGUCGGAGAACCGACGCCGUUAAGAGAUUUGAUCAGAAAAUUGCUGGAGAAGGAUCCGAAACAGAGAAUAACGGUAGCGGAAAUCAAGGGCCACGAUUUCUUCAAAGGGGUUGACUGGGGACACGUGGUUCAAAUCUCGAGGCCACCUUUUGUUCCUGGACGGUUCGAUGAGGAGUGUACAGAGUUGAAUAAAAAAAUUGAUAUAGAAGAUUUUGUCCAUGAGGUGUUUAAGGUGGAUGAUGUAAGCGGUGACGUCAUUGGACAAGGAAAAUGACCAAAAUGGAUCCUAAAGAACUUUUUGGUUUUUGAAUUUGACUUGAUUUAUUUGAUUUUUUAAUUCAAAAUGCUACUCUAUUCAUUUAAUAUACAGACGGGAAUAUUGUCAAGUGUAUUUUUAAUUGGGGACAAAUGUACAAGUAAUAAUGCAGUUACUGUU
This is a messenger RNA of Helianthus annuus (common sunflower), 1473 nucleotides long. Its product is annotated as serine/threonine-protein kinase OXI1. The transcript has 2 exons. The record is from RefSeq and is a predicted model, not a curated record. Lineage: Eukaryota; Viridiplantae; Streptophyta; Magnoliopsida; Asterales; Asteraceae. Gene Ontology annotation, biological process: protein phosphorylation. The coding region runs from base 157 to 1311 and encodes 384 amino acids. Gene Ontology annotation, cellular component: plasma membrane; nucleus; cytoplasm. Gene Ontology annotation, molecular function: protein serine/threonine kinase activity; ATP binding.